AUGUCAUGCGAAGCUGAUACCACAACAGAAAUAAUCAGAAGAAACAAAGUCAAACAAACACAAACUGAUCUCGACCCUCUUGCUGUAGCUUUGAACAACUUCUACGAAAACCGCGUCCGUUUGGGGCUUGAACGUAAAGAAAUAUGCGAAGAUAUUGCACAAGCCGUGUCGGACAAAAUAUUACGAAAAAUUGAAACUGCGGACAGCAGAUUUCGAGGAAAGAGUGUUGUGAGUCAAGGAAUACCUUACGAUGGCUUGCAAGCAGAGCAAACGAUACAUCUUGAUAUGUUAGUCCAGUUAUCAUUUGGUAAAAGCAGUGCAGUGUUCUUCAGAAAAGACGAAGAUCAAGGUUUGCGUGUUCAACCUGAAUCAAGCACCCUAUGGAAAGAGUGUUUAUCAAGGAAUGGAUUUCUUUCCGCUGAAAAAAUCAAUAAAAUUUUACGUUAUUACGUGGCCAAAGCUGUGAAAGUACUAAAUCGUUAUAUCAGAAAAGGUACAAAAGAGAAACUUCCUAACAGAUUACGCAGUAUUUCCAUGAAAGAUGGAGCGGAAAUCGUGUUAAUUGUAAAUAAAGAUAUUACGAUCAACUUAUUGCCAGCAUUUGUCCUGCCCGACUCACGUCUUGACCCUGGUAGACAGGACUGCCCGAGUUCAUCUCAUGUCGUAUGUCGACCGUGCAUUUAUGAUUCAGCCAGGAAAAUGAAAAUGGUUUGGAAAUGGUGUUUCUUUGUUGCUGAAAAGAACCGUAUUCGAGCUCUAGGGGCACCAAGUUGUCGCGUUCAGUUGUUACGUAUUCUCACUGAGAUCAGGGACACUCACGAAGGACUGCGCAUGCUUUCAUCAUAUCAUUUAAAACACGUGUUAUUCCACGAGACACACCGCUUGAAUGAUGUGAACGUGUGGGCCAGUGAACACAUUUCUGAACGUUUUAAAGAUUUAUUACAACGUCUACUGAGUUUCCUGCAAGAGAGAAACCUGCCACAUUACUUCAUGCAGCCCCCAGAUUUUGAAGCUGUCAAUUUACUUCAAGAUAUUGACAGCGACUCACUGCAGGAAAUGUCCGAGGCUGUUUUCAACAUUCUUCAAGAUCCUUACGAAAGUUUGAGUUGUGAGGGAACUGAGCAACGGCAGUCUUUAUGGCCCUGGGAACUAGAACUAUUAUCUCCUUAA
Paramuricea clavata is the source of this 1170-nucleotide messenger RNA. Lineage: Eukaryota; Metazoa; Cnidaria; Anthozoa; Malacalcyonacea; Plexauridae. The record is from the annotation of a GenBank genome assembly.